AUGGAUUCAUUCACGGGGCCCAUCUUUGAUGAGGCCCAAUAUCGCCAAGAUGUCCUCCUUCUCUCCACAUCAGAAUCCGAAGAAGCGCAGGCGCAACAGCUGGCCAUCGAGGCGCAACAACUAGGACUCAAAGCUCCGGAGAUCGAGGCAUCUGCGCCACUAGCUGCCUCCAUCGCCUCAGGAAUUGUCGGUUUUUCCUCGCCAGUGCUUUCUUCUGCUUCGUCAACCGAUCGGAAUUCAGUCUGUGGCUCCGUUACUCCGUCCUACGAGCCAGCAUCGCCCUCUCCCUCCGCGAUAGACCAGGUCGUCUCUUCCUUCUCAGAUGUCGCAAUUGCCUCAGAUCGCUUCAAGCCCGGCAGUACCCGAUCGCUUGCUACGCUUUCCACUCGUCCCACCUCGUUCUGUUCCAGUGAGGGAAGGACAGCUCUUGCUGGAUAUGGGUAUCAUAAUGAAUCAUUUGAGGCCAAGUCAAAUCGGCAUUCGAUGUUGAGUGUUGCUUCCGCCGAUAAAAAAGAGAAACGACGGCGCAGCUUGAAGUCUGCGAUUGGGAAAAUUCACUUUCGCAAGAAACGCCCCUCUUCAACUCUCCUGCCUCCCGAGACGCAGAUUACAAUAUCCAGAGGCGACAAAGGCGUGGAGCGUGUCUUCUUGGAACCCAAACCAGAGCCUAAUGACCCUGGCCAAGUUAUACCAGACCAGAGCACGAAGACUCCGCUCCCUAGGCUUGAAAUUCCGCUAUACAGCAAAGAGUCUCUGCAAAGGAGCUUGGAUGAUCCCGAGCUCAGUGAGAUGAGUGAACGCCAUAGAAUGGAAAAGAAUCGGCAUCUCGCUUUCCAGGAUGCGGCCUUUGCUAUACUUCGGCGCCGGCACCAGACCGCUGUUUCUGAGCGGCGAGCUGACAAUCAGCGCCAGGAGGAUGAGAAACGCGAAAUGAAUAUCGAAGCAAUAGUUCGACUCGAAGAGCGACAACUUGCGGUAGAAAUCGAACAACAACGCGAGUUCGACCGUGCCAAGAUGAACUCACGCACUCGCAUCAAGCAUAUGGAGGGAUACUUCCGCAAUGCAAGCCCACCGCUAUCUCCCGCAGGAGGGUCGUCAAAAGCCGAACGCUCGUCAGAUUCAUUCUCUGAAUCCGACUCGACUGCACCAGCCCGCGUAUUCACUCGGCAACACAUGGAGCAACUGGAGCAGCAAUACCACAACCACGAAUCCAUGGAUCAACUCCAUGAGGCCCGCAUCAAGGUUCUUCGUGACCGUCAAGAGCUCAAGCUUCAGGAAGCCACGGCGCGUAUGGAAAAGGAACUAAAUGACAUGUGUAACCGUCACACCCAAAACAUUGCUACCUUACAGAGCGAGCAACGACAAGAAGAGAUGUUGCUCGCAAAAUCCUUGGACACUAAAAAGACAAGUUUGCGCAAACGCUGGUACCUGGAAGAAGCUAUCUUACGUCGGCACCUCGAAGUGCGACAUGGCCAAUUAUAUGGCCCCUUACCCCCUGUCUCAUUCACAAGCACCACACCGGACACCCCCACCGCUGUUCAGGAAUCCUCGCCCCUCGAAUCGUCGAACACCCCGGAUACGAUUCAUACCGGCCAGGAUUGCGCGUCACUCUGA
Messenger RNA from Penicillium soppii, 1614 nucleotides. RefSeq lists its product as uncharacterized. Lineage: Eukaryota; Fungi; Ascomycota; Eurotiomycetes; Eurotiales; Aspergillaceae. Bases 1 to 1614 code for a protein of 537 amino acids. The record is from RefSeq and is a predicted model, not a curated record. The transcript has 2 exons.